Argentina anserina (silverweed cinquefoil) is the source of this 1296-nucleotide messenger RNA. Its product is annotated as loganic acid O-methyltransferase-like. The record is from RefSeq and is a predicted model, not a curated record. NCBI's taxonomy places the organism in Eukaryota, Viridiplantae, Streptophyta, Magnoliopsida, Rosales, Rosaceae. Gene Ontology annotation, biological process: methylation. Bases 38 to 1144 code for a protein of 368 amino acids. The transcript has 3 exons. Gene Ontology annotation, molecular function: S-adenosylmethionine-dependent methyltransferase activity.
CUUGAUUUCCGGAGAGCAGCUUAGAUUUUAGAGAGGUAUGGCAGAAGGAAUGAGCCUUACAUCCUCUGAAGGAUUCCCAAUGAAUGGUGGCGAUGGCGAAGGCAGCUACUUCAUCAACUCUUCUCAUCAGAGAUAUGGAGCUGAUAGAUCAAAGGGAAUGAUGGUUGCCAAAAUAUUUGAAAACCUUUCCAUCGAAAAUAUGUCUUCAUCAACAACGUUGCGAAUUGCUGAUCUAGGUUGUUCUGUUGGACCUAACACAUUCACUGCAGUCGAGACCAUCAUUGAAGCAGUAUCACAGAAAUAUCAUACAACCAAAUGGCACCACUCUGGUGAUCUCCCUGAGUAUCAAGUAUACUUCACUGAUGUCGUCUCUAAUGACUUCAAUCAUCUUUUUACCAAUCUCCCUCAACCUAAGCAAUACUUUGCCGCAGCAGUUCCGGGGAGUUUUCAUGGAAGAUUGUUUCCUAAGUUUUCUCUUGAUAUUGUUUACUCUGCAUAUGCUCUCCACUGGCUAUCCAAGACACCCCAAGAGCUACUUGACCCGAACUCUCCUGCAUAUAACAAGGGGAGGAUUUUGUAUGCCAAUUCCCCUAAUGAAGUUGCUCAAGCAUAUGAGACUCAGUAUGCAAAGGACAUUCAGUGUUUCCUUCAUGCUCGAGCCCAAGAGAUUUCUCCUCAAGGAUUAAUGGUGCUCCUGGUUCCAGGACGUCCAGAUGGAACAAGUCCACAACAGCCUUCCAUCGCCCCUAUUUUCGAACCUGUGGAGUCUUGCCUUGCGGAUUUGGUUAAUGAGGGUUUAUUGAGUGAAGAUAAAUUUGACACAUUUAACUUACCAAUGUACUGCCCAUGCAUGGAAGAGCUGAAGUCACUGAUACACAAAAAUGGAUGCUUCGACAUAUUGACGUUGGAGAUGCAACCUCCUAGCCCUAGCCCUAGCCCUUUUCAUUCUGCGCAAGAAAUGAGAGCUGGUUUGGACAGCAUUCUGAUAGAACAUUUUGGGCAUCAAAUUGUCGAACAACUAUUUGAUCGAUACUCCAAGAAAGUUGCAGGACGUUCACGCCUUGCUCCUUCUGUCGGACUAUUUGUCAUUCUCAAGCGCAGAUACGUUGAGUCGUGUAAUCAGAAUGUGCUGGAUUCUACAUAGUCGAUCAUCGUUAUGUUUGUUUCAUAUGCCAUGAAAACUAUUUUCUCCAUCCUUUUUUCGUUUGAAUAUAUGCACUUUCAUGACAUUGACAUUAUCAUGUAAGGUUAAAUAAUGACUUUUCAUUUACACCGUUGACAAGUCGAUUCAUAUUA